Messenger RNA from Hylaeus anthracinus, 8220 nucleotides. Its product is annotated as dynein axonemal intermediate chain 7-like. Gene Ontology annotation, cellular component: axoneme. Lineage: Eukaryota; Metazoa; Arthropoda; Insecta; Hymenoptera; Colletidae. The transcript is spliced from 16 exons. Gene Ontology annotation, molecular function: beta-tubulin binding; microtubule binding. Bases 1466 to 3829 code for a protein of 787 amino acids. The record is from RefSeq and is a predicted model, not a curated record.
CUGGAAAGGGGGCGGUAGGACAAAAAAGUUUGGGAACCACUGCGAUAGAUCGUUCGUCGGACGUUUGUUUCGACCUUCGAUGGAUCGUAUCGGCCAAACUGCAGGUCAGUGGCCGCGUUUGCUUCAAUGGAGUGGAUCGCAAUACGUGGGGUUAUUGAAUUUCUAAAUCAGAUCUAUAAAGACUAAUAAGCCUAAUCUAAUAAGAUUUCAGUGGUUCUCCUGGACGCAGUCACCUUGAACAAUUUUUUUUUUUCUUACUGUUCGACGCAAUUCUCUUCCUGAAUCUUUUCAACUGUGCCAAAUCCUCAGGCUUCGUCCUCGUUUUAGGGAAAAUGGGAGAGUCACAAAUGGGCCAAUCAAGAGAAUAGGAAGGAUCAUUUUCUCUAGAAUGAAGACGAAGCUCAGGGAACGGAUAUAAGUCACACUCGAGGAGAUCUAGGAUUAUGCUCGUGAAGAGAAUGUGUUUUAACUUGGAAGGCAUUAAAUAGUCAAGACGCUUAGAACUUCGAUAAAAGUAACAUAUGCAAGUCACAAUAAUUAUCGUUAUCGCUGUUCAAACAGAGUAAUAAAACUGGGACACAUUGGAGGAACGUCGUAAAUAAUAAAACAACGGAAUAACAGUGUGUUACAUAUUCAUUAAUUUUAAAGUGGUCCCAUAUCGAUUUAGGAAAAAAAUUGUUAUACUUUCAUAGAAUUUGGAUAUUUUGAAACGUUAUAGUGCAGUUCAACUUAAACUACUUAAAGGAAAAGAAUGGGCCGCUAAAAUCUUGGGUUAGUUUAUCGCUUUCUAUAGAGCAUUGUGUAAACUUUUUGAUUUACAAACGCGCAUAGUAAACGCGUAAACGAGGUCUAAGAAUCUCGAGGCGAUAAACUCAUUGAUUAUUCGAAUCGGAGCGCCAUGUCGACGACGCUGUCGAUAUCGACGUCGGCCACAGCGCCAACGCGUGAAAAUGUGAAAGCUUCCUCCGUUCGUCUGACCUCUGACCUCAUGGAUGGCGAACAUGACUCGAGGGAAACUCUGAGAGUAGAAUGGUCAGAAAGCCAAGAAAUACAAGAACGAGCUCGCGUUUUGUCUGAAAUCUUGUACGACGAGUAUGAAACAGAAGGAGAACCGUCUAAAUGGAAGGAAUUCGCGAAAUCGACGGAUGAUCCUCGUCGCGUACAGUCCUUGUUCGAGAAGUGGCGAGGGUGGCAGGUUAAGUUCGCUUUAGCGAGGAUACAGAUUAAGCGUCAUUUCAUCUUCCACGUCUACGGCGUCCCGCGAUCCGCAACACUGUCUGGCUCGUCCUCCGAGUUCCUCGAAACGCGUCGACGCGUUCUCAGGUUGCGACACAUUCCCGACAGGCUUGUGUUCGCGCGAACGCCGCAGGCGAUCUGGAAACGAAACGUGUUCGAUCCUCUUCGGUCUCCAUCGAUGUAGAAGGCCACUGCGCGUGCCACGGUUAAGUCUAAGAGACGCCGGGGUAUGAAGAGAAAGGAACGAAAAGCUUCCCCGAAGACGGAGGUUGCGUCCGUUGCUGGCGAUGGUGCCACUGUCAUCAGUGGCGGCGAGGAAGCGGGGGACAUCAGGGACCGGAUGAUAAAGGACAUGCAGGAGCAGAUCCGGCUGGAGCUGUACAACGAGCAACAGAAGGCGAAACUGGAGGAGGUGGAAGCUGCGGAUCGCGAGGCUCAGCUAGAAGAGACUCGAGAGAUUCUGCUUCGGCACUGGUCAGCGUACACAGAGAAUGAGCGUAUCUUGGAAGAAAAAGAGAAUUGGGAGAGAUACAUGACCUGCGACGGUCUACCAGAUCCUGGGUCGCUGUCCGACAUGAACACCUUUCUGUUUCUUUGGACAUUGGAGAAUGAGAAUACGACCAUGGACGUGAUGGCGGACAAAUGUCAUGUAAUCACUGACUUAUUAACCAAGCUCGAGAGGAUCAUUCGUUUCUCCACGAUCAUUUCGAGGCAGUAUGCGGCUGAAUGCGAAGUGAUCGCCAGAGAGCUGCGUAAGAAGCUUCAGCUAUGGAUAGAUCACGCAUGCUACAGACUGCUGCGCCAUAUCGAAGCGAACAUGACAAGAGAGGACAUGAAGACGACCAGAUACGUUCGUGUGUCUACCAAACUAGUAUGCUGCGUUUGGGCGCCGAUAGCGCUGCCAGUUGGAAUGAAGCGACUUACAGACAAGGAGAGACAGCCAAUCGAGGUCCAAUUCGAAGAGAUGAAGCUGACGAUUAAAAUGCCAGCAGACGUGGACUGCCACUCCAUGGCGAUUCGUGGCCUCUGGCUGGCCUACGACCAUUACUCGGUCGAUACGAACUCCUACUGGAUUCCUGAGAUUCCUGAGAAACUCGUGGAGCUGUGGGACAGUACUCUCAGCCUCCUGGAGUUCUCCAAGAGAGACCACGAAGAGAAGCUUAGGAUACGAAAGGAGCAAGCUAAGGAACGAAGCUUGCGAUUGGAAGAGAAGAAGGCGAUACUAGAAAGGAUGGAGAACCCACCUGUCCCAGCUAGCGCUCAGAGAAGAGGCAAACGAGGCAGGAAACAAAAGAAACCGCAGUCGGCGAAAGGCGCGUUUCCUGCGUUCGAAGAAAAGCUGGCGACUUUUGUUCCUCCUGAGACGGAACUUCUGCCAUACUUGCCCACGCCUAACGAAAUCCUUCGGCAGAGGGAAGAGGAGUACCGACAAGAGGCUCGAAAGUUGCUGUUCACUAAAUGCGAAAAGACUGAAGUCAAUUUACGGAAAUACAGAAUCCUCGGAGGAGUGUUUCACGUGAACCUCAUCUAUCAACCACCGCAACCCAAGGACCUGGGUCAAGAGACUAGUCUGACAACUCUCGAGCUGCCCAAGGAACCAAAGUUCGUCCAAUUUUCGCGGCCCUACGUCCCGCCACAGCCAGCGCCCGACUCUGAGAGGACGCCAGAAGUAAUCGAGGCGGAGAUGAAGGCUCUGGAAACCGCAAUGGAGGCGCUAGUCUUGAUUACUCUCGAGUUACCAGACACGGUUUUCUGGUUCGAGCCGCCAUUGGUCGCCCACUGGAUAACAGAGAAGAAUAUGUGGUCGACCAAGGACGUCCACGACAUCAAGUACAACGAGGAGAAGCAGACGAUCGCUUUCAGAAGCGGUAAAUUAGGCGUUCACGGAUUAGCCGCCUACAAGUUUGCGAAUCUGCCGUUCCAAAGCUGGGAACUGAAGCCUGAAAUGGGGAAGAGUGGCCGUCUCAAUGGCGGGGUGGUCUUGAGCAUCACUGGGGCUACGGUUCAGGCUGAAUUCAUAGUCAGAGAGGAUCGAGUCUGUUUGAACUCGCUCGUAGGUGGCUCGUCGAAGCCACUCGAAGGGAUACUCAAAGAAUUCAUCGAGCUGGAGUCCCUGAUCGAACGAAUGCAACAGGUCGGAUGCGACCUCUUUCCUGAGCGAGACGCCGCGAGCUAUUUGAAAGGACUGGCUACCAAGCAUCCGAUCGCGGAGAAACACUUGCAAGAGUGCAUGGCUUUGUUGUCUACCGCCUACACGUUCGCCUGGUCUCGAUGGAACGCGACGCGCGGCUUCUGGGAGAUCGUAUUGCAGUUCAAAGAGGUCCACGGCUGCGUUGCCAAAGAGCGAACGAGCAUAACGCUCCUAGUAACGCACUCGAGGACCAUGCGCAUACGCUGCACCGAGGUCAGCCCUGAAUUCUCAGACUUACCCCUUGAUGAUGAAGACAACAAGUUCUACGCAGACCUCUAUCGCCUGGCGAUAAACACAGCAGGUAUCAAGACUCGACUCUUGAUAGAGCGAACAUCAUUCAAACUGAUGACGACGGUCGCGCGACUCUUACAGCGCACCAACGUCAUUGGGAUGUCAUCUUAACAGCUACAUGAUCUUGAAUAUCGUGAAAUAAAAUUAAAUUAACGUCGAGUGAACAAUUAGCACGAACAUAAUGAAUGAAAGUAAAUACUGAAAGAGGACAAUAAAUUGGAAUGUUCGAUAAAAUAUGUGAAGAGCUGUCAUCUUUAAAUCACAGAAAUACGAUUGAAAGAAGGUGACCCAGUAAACCUUAGACCAACGUUCCCCACCCUGUGUUCUGUGAAAAGCGAACGAACUAAUUACUCGAACUAUUAUUUGUGCCUCUUGAACUCCUCCAGCGCUGUACAUUUACUUAUCGAUCUCCCCGUUGUAUUGUUUAAUAUAUUCCUCGCCAUUAAUGCUAGAAAACUGAAAGCUCUUCCAGUUUGAAUGGACCUCCCUCUCGUCGAGUCGAUAAUUUCAAUCAACCCUCCAACAUUAUAGUGACAUUCGAACAAUAUUCUCCGUUCUAGUUUUUCGAACCAAACAUUGACUAACAAAACACAGAAUUGCGUUCGCUUUAAAACAAAUCAGACCUAAGCUUUGAAAUUCAAAAAGUUCUUGUAUCGAUUUAAUUUCAAGAAAUACAUAUUCGAGGGAGUCAAGGUAUCAAAUGCUUUCUACUUUUUGUAUGAAAGAAUAUGUCACCUAUCUCUCUAAAAAAAAAAAAAGUCAUAGAACUUCCGCAGAAAUAAACAAGCUCUCGCGCCUCCUCCCUCUCUCUUCUACUAAUGGAGGGUAACGAAGCGUACGCAGUGCGGUCUUUCCGAAACGAAAUUCCUUUUUAUUCGAAUACAUAACGUAUAUCGAGCGUCAAAGCGAUAUUCAGGAAAUAAUAAACGCCUCCGUUCGAUCUGCACCUGAACGCAAAACGAUAUCACGAAGGAAAACACACAGCGAUAUCGAGAUUACGGCUAAGCGGCAAAGAGUUUAAUUGAUGCGCUUCGACGGGGGUGGUGGUUUUUUGGGGGUGUGGGCUUCUCUUUUCGGGGGGUCCCGGGGGUCGGGGGGGUAAACAGUGGGGAACACUACGACACGGAAACGAUACGACGUUUAAACCCGUAGCCGGACCGACAGAGCUGGCGCGCAUUACGUGCGCCACGCAUCUCUAUAAUAAAUGUCCAACGCUGUCUGCCAGCGUGGUUCGCUGCUUUUUUUUCCGGUUUUUGUUUUGGUAACAUCCAUGAGUACAUAGGUUAGUUAGUUGUUUGAUCUGUUUCUCUCGAUACGAUCGAUUUUUUUUUCUUUUUUAUGUAACGUACGUGUAUGCAAUACGAAGCUAAAAAAUAUACAGUGUUGCGCGCUGCGAGGACCGGACACGCGUGAGAGGCGUCCAGAUGGAUCGAUAGCUGAAAUUUUUACCUCUACCACUUCUUCCAUCCACCCCCUACCCUUCUUUUCGCUACUGCUAUUGGCUCCCCCAAAUUUGGCGUAAAAAUUCGUUUCUCUCCGGGUCCCGUUUCGCUCGAGCUGAUCCAUCGCGAGCGUCUCUCGCGCGUGUCCAGUGAGCGAAGAAUGCAUCACUUUGUAUCCGCUACAUUCUCUAACUACGUAUUUCCCUAUACAUAUUUUCUGCCGCCUUCAUCUCCACCGUUUGAUAUGCGUUCCAAGCCGCCUCGCUCUUUCUUCGUUUUUUUUUUUUUUCAUUGGUUAUUUCAUCGAGUUCCACGGGUCUCAGCGGCUUUCUGAUCUACCAGCCGAUCUACGAGCUUGCGGCGAUAUUUUGCAAGAGGUAUUCUUGGGCGAGGAUGUUUCUUUUUUCUUGCUUUGGAGUUGUCAGAGGUCGAGACAUUGAUUAAUGCGGGAGGUGUAAAGACAGCGAAAGAGUGAUGCAGGCUCCUUCCACUUGGAGUUGACCAAUCAAAGACAUCCUCGUCGCGGUUACAAAAAGCGUCGCCUAGAGGUAGGUACACUAUCUUCAUCAGAGACGCAGACACGCAGCUAAAUAUCGAGUCACGCAGACGCUACUAGCAACUGGGCCAAUGGCUACUAUGGCCCAUCCCAUGGUCGGGGCCUGUAGCACUCUUCUAACACUAUAAUUCAUAAUUAUCCUCAAGACGGAUUGUCUUUGGAGAGUUUAGCCAAUUAAAUGUUCCUUUGUAUUCCUGCAACUCCAAAGUGAGAACAAGUUAUUCGUAACAUAUUUUUGGUUUAGAAUAAGUUCUUUUUGAAUGCUUGUAAAAUAUCUCCAUAAGGUUGUAGAUUGCCUUGUACAGUUGCGCGCGCGCGUUCUAACGACAAAACUCCGAGCGCGCUUCCACCAUUUCACUCUCUCUCCUCCCCCCCCCUUCUUGUUACAUUUUCACGUCCACGUUCGGAUGCAGCUCCGCCGAAUCGAUACGCGUUUGUAUUGUUGUUGUUGUUGUUGUUGUUGUUGUUGUUGUUGUUGUUGUAGUUGUAGUUGUAGUUGUAGUUGUAGUUGUAGUUGUAGUUGUAGUAGUAGUAGUAGUAGUAGUAGUUCACCGAGCAAAUGAAACCAGAUAGAAGAAAGAGGGCGAGAGACCGAAGAUCGACCGUUCCUCGGAGAAGUAUUUAUCGUAGAGUUUUAAAAAUAGUCGCUGUUUUUUGGUCUCUGAGAUGAUACAUGCUUCUCAAUAAAAAGGAAGAGAAAGAGAAAGGUGAGAAGGUAUGCUAAUUUAUAAUCUAGAACAUCGCUCAACUGUAACGCGAUCAUUCGACGCGAAAACUCUUUUUCCACUUUGCAAUUAGAAGCUUCCUCACUGUGAUACGACCAGUUGAACUUCAUUGAUAUGUUUUUCGGCGCGCGCCAUUUUUAUUCCAGUCAGCCGAUCAUGCGAGCGGAAGUCACGGGCACGUGUCAUGGUCGCGCGAAAACUUUAGCGGCUUAUAUCUCGAUAACGAAGCCUCGGUUUGUAAAAUGGAAAAGGACUUUCAAAAAGAUAUUUAAAUUCUCUGUAAAACAGUUUCGAGAAACUAAAACUCAACGUUCGCAAUGCAAAACACUUUGUUCCUCUUCAUUUCUUAUCUUCUCUUUCUACGCCUAUCUUCAUCGUUCCUACCUACGACUCUACGAUUCGUUGUAUUUCUCAUAUUUUCUUCUCACGUGCCGUUAAACUCUUAUCGUUCAUUGCGAAAAUUGAACCCCAUCCUUCGUUAGAACUAGCCUCCUUCAUUCUUUCUCCCUAUAUUUGUUUUUAUGCCACAACAAGUAUCAUCCUUCAGACCAACGAACAACGAACCUUUCGAAGCUCUACCACAUGAAGUAGUAUUUAUUGUUUUACGGUACUGUAACACGCGAUUCUACCGCGACCAGCUGAACCGGUAACUCGGAUUCGGUUAAGGGGAUUCGAUCGCUAAGCUCGUAAAUGUCGAGCAACGACGACGCGUUUAUUUAUAUUUUUUUUUCCUUUUUUCUUUUUUUAAUCAUCAUCACGCGCGUAUUAAAAUCCUAUUAGCGCUCGCUAUCGUUUAUCGCAAACUCGAACUUGACUCGUAAGCCGCUUACGAUUGAGGUAAUCCAUGGUAUAAGGCCCAAUUCGCAUCCAGUUCGAACUAACGCGUACUGUUAGCUGUAUACCCUACCUAUCUCGACGAUUCGUUUGGCUCUAAAAGUUUUUAGAAUUAACGCGCGCUCCCAGCGUCGCGACGGAACGCGUUAAACCGCAAAACGUUCGCGACCGGUUUGCUCUAUCGACAAAAUCUAUUCGGUGAUCGGUAUAUAUGCGCAACACAGACUAGAGCCCACGAUGUGGUACAUGUAUUAACCCUCCAUGCAUGGGCAAGAAGAUGGCCCGCGUGCCACUGACGGGCACAGAAAUAAGUGACGUCACAGUGACAUAUGAAGAUAGGAGAGCAAACGCAGUGAGAACGUAGAAGUCGUGCGCGAUUGGUCCUAGUCCGUUCAAGUCUCGCUGCGAUGUGGGCGGACUCGUAACUGUGCUCGCCUGUGGUUCACGGAAAACCCAGUUGCCCGUCUCUAUUCUAUUGCACGAAUUUUAUAUUCUUCUUAAACAUGUUAUUUCUUCAGUGUUUAUAUAUCGACGAGUUGUAUGCAAACCUUGUUAUACUCCUGAUCGAGUGUAUCGUGCAAUAGAGUGUAUCGUAAAAUAGUGGGCCCUAGUACGGAACCACUGAACUAAAGUCUACGUGUACAACUCGCCCUUAAUUGAUAUCGUACGUUUGUAAGCUCUUUUUCACGGUCCUUGCCCACGAACGCGACUAUUCGUACUUGCGGGUGCGCGAUGAUCGAGGAAAAGCAGAGGUCCGCGUGUAGUUUUGGCACUUGAUCAUGGACAUUUUCAAAAGUCGCGUCUAAUCGUUCGUGAACGCUUUCUCUCUCGCUCGUAAACGCUUUAACGCGUCCCGUUUCAACGAGUUCGCGCCAAAUCGGAAUUUUCCAGUUGAAAUGUUUGCAUUUCGCGUGCAACGAUAUAAUACACUGUCUCUACACAACA